AUGCGCCGUAUGAUAGCUGAGGGCGGUAGGGACGCUGUACCCCCGGCUACUUCCACCAAUCAUUUGUCAGCACCUCCUCCCAGGAGCGAUACGGAACAGAUACUGGCGCUAGAGGCGCGUCUGAGGCAACUCAACGACAGUCUUAUCACCAAACAGGACGCCCUGGAUGCCGUUCUGGCGCAGAAUCAUGGACUCAAGAUACGCCUGGAGAGGCUGGAUGCCGAGAACGAAGUUCGUUUGCUGAGUUCUUCUAACGCAGCCUCCUCUUCGGAACUAAACUUUCCAAAUGGUUAUCCCCAACGUCCGAGCGCACACCUUCGGGGUUCCUAUGGUUUUGCUCGUCUUCACUUGAUUGUAAGUUGA
Messenger RNA from Dibothriocephalus latus, 363 nucleotides. The record is from the annotation of a GenBank genome assembly. Lineage: Eukaryota; Metazoa; Platyhelminthes; Cestoda; Diphyllobothriidea; Diphyllobothriidae.